Molecule: messenger RNA, 297 nt
Organism: Peromyscus eremicus (cactus mouse)
Lineage: Eukaryota; Metazoa; Chordata; Mammalia; Rodentia; Cricetidae
Gene: Ghrh
Product: growth hormone releasing hormone
Exons: 4
Coding region: 1-297 (98 amino acids)
Biological process (GO): positive regulation of growth hormone secretion; positive regulation of cell population proliferation; positive regulation of multicellular organism growth
Cellular component (GO): perikaryon; terminal bouton; extracellular region
Molecular function (GO): peptide hormone receptor binding; growth hormone-releasing hormone receptor binding; neuropeptide hormone activity
Source: RefSeq, a predicted model, not a curated record
AUGCCACUCUGGGUGUUCUUUGUGAUUCUCACCCUCACCAGUGGCUCCCACUGCUCACCGACCCCUUCGCUGCCCUCCAGGAUGCGGCGAUACGCAGAUGCCAUCUUCACCAACAGCUACAGGAAAGUUCUGGGCCAGCUGUCUGCCCGCAAACUGCUCCAGGACAUCAUGAGCAGGCAAGGAACCAGGGUACGGCUUGGCCGUCAGGUGGACAGCAUGUGGGCAGACCACAGGCAGAUGGCGCUGGAGAGCCUCUUGCAGGGAUUCCCAAGGAUGAAGCCUUCAGUGGAGGCUUGA